AUGGCAUACUUGUGGUUGGAAAAUGAUCACAGAUCCAAUGAAGAACAUAUCAGAAGAUGGGAUGCAGAGGGUGCACCUCUCGUCACCCGUACUAGACAACACAUAAUACCAAGUCCUCAUAUUGAAGAGUAUCUACGUCAAACCGGAUUUUUUGAGGUUUCUCAAAUAGGGCGUUACAAAAUCGAUAGACACAUCGUAACCGCUCUUGUAGAAAGGUGGCGGUCUGAAACACAUACUUUUCAUUUUCGAACGGGUGAAUGCACAAUCACGUUGGAAGACGUAUAUAUGUUACUCGGAUUACCUUUUUGCGGACCAUUUGUUACGGCUCCUCCAAAUCUUGCGUGGAACAUUUGUGCUCAAUUGUUGGGAAUAACUCCUCCAGCAAAUAAAACUGAUGGUUUUACCCUCUCAUUGUCGUGGUUAAAGGAUAAUCUGGUCGAUAAUAACUUCAGUGAACAAUCUCCUCCGGAGGUAAAAAUACAACACACUAGGAGAUGGACAGGUGCAGGUUCAAGAUACUAUGAAAAUCCAAGCCAUGACACUAUUUCUUACCGAAAAAAGUUUGAUGACAUACUACCCCAUGAUUUUAAAUGGAGACCAUACAAGAAUGUUCCACACAACUUGCCUGAAGAAUAUUGGGAGUGGACUGCAACAAGUUACCUUAUAUGUUUUGACAAAGUUGAAUGGCAUCCAACUGAUAGGGUCAAGCUCCAAUUUGGUCUGCCACAAGAAAUACCAGGGCCCCCACGAGACAUGACACAGUACCAUGUAAUAGACAAACGGUUCAAGACGUGGUACAAAUCAAAUGGUUAUCGCUUUCCACAAGAGUGCGAACAUUGGGACAACCGACGGAGUCAUACUUUACCACGCAUGCGGCCAAGAUCACUCACCCACACUCAUGCGUAUAUUGAGUGGUUGACAACCACAUGCAACCCACGUCUAAGGAUUUCAAUUGAAACAAACCCAUCAAAUUCAGAUCCAGACGAAGCCGAAGAAGAAGAGCCGGAACAUGAACCUGAAAUUCGCAACAACCAAACACCAAUUCAUGAUGAUUUUUGGGAUCAAGACAUUUUUUCUCAACUACAAGAUCAUCAAUCCCAACCACAUACAACCCAAAACAUUCAUGGUUCUGUAAUGUAUGAAUUUCUCGACACCCCCCAACAAAACAUCAUCCAACCACCACCAUAUACCUCCCCGAGAAAUGCAUAUGAGCCCCAUUAUCAGUCAACUUAUGGUUACAAUGACCCAAACCAAGCUGGCGCAUCCAACAACAACUACUUCUCCUAUAAUGACCCAAACCAAGCUGGACCGUCCAACACCAAUUACCCCCCCUACAGCAACCCACAGUACCCAAUGUACACCAACCAAAACUACAACCACCCACCAACACCAACAAACCUAUUAUCUCACUUUUCUCCGGCUUCGUUGAACUCUAGUGAUCAAUUUCUGGAUAUGGGAUGGCCAACAAGGGAACACGAUGUGUCAUUGUCAUUGGGUUAUGGUAGUCAAAUACAAUCAGCUGCAGAUAACAACGACGAAGACCAACAUGACCCUCAAGUAAAUCGCGGAAGAAAUCGUCGAAGACGAGGGUGUGGGACAGCCGGGCAUUUAUAAUAAUUGUAGAUAUCAUGAUAUUUAAUAUGUUUAUUAUUUUUUUUCCUUCU
This is a messenger RNA of Medicago truncatula (barrel medic), 1664 nucleotides long. Its product is annotated as serine/threonine-protein phosphatase 7 long form homolog. The record is from RefSeq and is a predicted model, not a curated record. The coding region runs from base 1 to 1614 and encodes 537 amino acids. Lineage: Eukaryota; Viridiplantae; Streptophyta; Magnoliopsida; Fabales; Fabaceae. Gene Ontology annotation, biological process: meristem development; meristem maintenance. The transcript has 4 exons.